AUGGCUCAGGGAAACAAGUCCUUGACAAUUGAAUUCAUUCUCCUAGGAUUGACAGAUCACCUGUACCAGAAGAUCCUUCUGUUUAUUCUGUUCUCUGCCAUCUACCUCAUCACCAUGGUGGGGAACCUAGGUUUAGUGGCCUUGAUUUACAAGGAGCGUCGGCUUCACACACCAAUGUACAUCUUUCUGGGAAACCUAGCUCUGAUGGAUGCCUGCUGUUCCUGCGCUAUCACUCCCAAGAUGUUACAGAACUUCUUUUCUCAGGACAGAAGGAUUUCCCUCUAUGAGUGCAUGGCACAGUUUUAUUUUCUCUGUCUUGCUGAAACUGCAGACUGCUUUCUUCUGGCAGCAAUGGCCUAUGACCGCUAUGUGGCCAUAUGUAGCCCUCUGCAGUACCACAUCAUGAUGUCAAAGAAACUCUGUAUUCACAUGGCCAUUGGGACCUUCAUAGCAAGUAAUCUUCAUUCUAUGAUUCACGAUGGACUUCUACUAAGGUUAACUUUCUGCAAGUCUAAUCAAAUUGAUCACUUUUUUUGUGAUAUCCUUCCACUGUAUAGACUCUCCUGCACAAGUCUUUUUAUUAAUGAACUAAUGCUAUAUAUUUUUUCCAUGCCAAUUCAGAUAAUUACUAUUGCCACAGUCUUGAUUUCUUACUUCUGCAUUCUUUGUACAAUUUUCCAAAUGAAAUCUAAGGAAGGCAGAGGUAAAGCAUUCUCUACCUGUGCUUCUCACUUUCUCUCUGUCUCCAUAUUCUACAUUUGUCUUCUCAUGUAUAUGCGUCCAUUUGAAAAAGAUAAUAAAGAUAUACCAGUGGCAAUAUUUUAUACAAUAGUAAUUCCAUUAUUAAAUCCUUUUAUAUAUAGCCUGAGAAAUAAGGAAGUAAUAAAUGUUCUUAAAAAAUUAAUGAGGGCUUUUAAUUUUCUUAAAUAA
Molecule: messenger RNA, 930 nt
Organism: Octodon degus (degu)
Lineage: Eukaryota; Metazoa; Chordata; Mammalia; Rodentia; Octodontidae
Product: olfactory receptor Olfr180-like
Exons: 1
Coding region: 1-930 (309 amino acids)
Biological process (GO): G protein-coupled receptor signaling pathway; sensory perception of smell
Cellular component (GO): membrane
Molecular function (GO): olfactory receptor activity; odorant binding; G protein-coupled receptor activity
Source: RefSeq, a predicted model, not a curated record